Molecule: messenger RNA, 1865 nt
Organism: Argiope bruennichi
Lineage: Eukaryota; Metazoa; Arthropoda; Arachnida; Araneae; Araneidae
Gene: Dip-B
Product: putative aminopeptidase W07G4.4
Exons: 15
Coding region: 190-1809 (539 amino acids)
Biological process (GO): proteolysis
Cellular component (GO): cytoplasm
Molecular function (GO): metalloaminopeptidase activity; manganese ion binding
Source: RefSeq, a predicted model, not a curated record
GUGUUGUCUGCUAAUAGAUUACCGGCGUUCGAAGUGCAGGGGGUUUACAUCAGAUAUCAGAGCUUCAGAACCAAUACAAUAUUGCUUUCUUUAUCUUGGAAUUUCAAGAUAUAGAUAGUAGUUUCCUUCCUGUUACAUACGAAAAUAGCUUUACACGGCUUUAAACGAUUCAUCAAGCCCAUAACAACCAUGGCUUCUAGGAUCACGGCCCCCUUUUCCUUUUGGACUGAAAAUCCCAUUAAACUUGAGGCUGGUUCAUCUAUUGACAAUUCAAAGUAUAACUUUGAUUCUAUUGUAAUAGUGUCACCAGAUAUUACCAAAGUAAAUCCACAAAAUUCUAGUUUUCUGCAGGGCUUUGUACAGACAUUAAAGACUCAAAAACAGUAUGAUUCAGCUUUUGAAGAUGUUGAAACUUUCCUUAGUCCAAACAUAGCUGAAUAUGAAAAUAUUAAAAAAUUGGUAUAUAGUCCAACUGGGCCAUUAGAUAGACAUUAUGAUGAUGUGCGAAGAUUUGCUGAUGCUGCUGAAAAGGGUAUCAAAAGAAUCUUGAAAGCAGGAGGUAAGCGUCCAAUUUUGGCUAUUCUUUAUCAGAAUCCUAAUGAUGCAGCAUAUGAAAAAUAUCAACAAUUUGACAUUGCUUCUGCCUUGGGAGCUGCUGAAGCUGUUUAUGUGCCUUUGGAAAUACGGGAGGAUGUUCCUGAUAAGGCAGCAAAAAUUGAAGCCCUAGGUUAUACUAGCAUGGGAUCUUUACAAUCUCCUGUGUUGUCAGGAAUUGAGCUUGGCAGGAUUAUGUGUCGGGAUAUUGGUGGCUCUGAUCCUGAGCGUAUGGCUGCUCCAAAUGUUGCAACAUAUGUAAAAGAGUUGUUUGUUAAUACAUGUAUCAAAAUUGACAUUAUUCAUGAUCAAUCUGUGAUUGAAAAAGAAUAUCCUCUGUUAGCUGCUGUUAAUCGAGCUGCUAAAGGUGUUGAAAGACAUAAUGCCCGUGUAAUAUUCCUUACUUAUGACCCGGAAGGACCAAUUGAGAAAACAGUUGUACUUGUGGGAAAGGGUGUGACAUAUGACACUGGUGGAGCUGACAUUAAAGCUGGUGGUGUAAUGGCUGGUAUGCAUAGAGAUAAGUGUGGAGCUGCUGCAGUUGCUGGAUUCCUUCGAACUGUAGCUGCUUUGAAGCCAAAAGGAGUAAGGGUGCUAGGAGCUAUGUCAAUGGUCAGAAAUAGUGUUGGUUCGAAUUGCUAUGUUUCUGAUGAAAUUAUCACCUCCAGAGCUGGUGUUCGUGUGAGAGUUGGAAACACAGAUGCUGAGGGUAGAAUGGCUAUGGCUGAUGUUCUUUGUCACAUGAAAGAAAAAGUGUUAAAAGAGAGAAGUCCUAACCCACAUUUGUUUACUAUCGCUACUUUGACUGGCCAUGCUUGCCUAGCUGUUGGUGAAGCAUAUUCAAUUAUAAUGGAAAAUGGAGCUGCAGCUCGAGAGAAUGUUGGAAGAGACCUUCAAAAUGCUGGUCAUGCUGUUGGAGAUAUGUUUGAAGUUUCUACCAUUCGCAGAGAAGAUUAUGACUUUCAUAAAGGCAAAUCUGAAUAUGAAGAUCUGCUACAGUGUAAUAAUGCUCCAUCUUCACGUACUCCUCGUGGUCACCAGACUCCAGCUGCUUUCCUUAUCAUGUCCUCUGGAUUAGAUAAACAUGAUGUGAAUUCACAAAGUCCUUUGAAGUACUCUCACAUUGACAUUGCUGGGUCUUCAGGACCAUUCCCAGGAAUUCCAACUGGAUCUCCAAUUCCUGCAUUAACUGCCAAUUUUAUUUUAAGAACAUAAACAAAGAAAUUUUUCAUAGGCAUUCUUGUUUUUUAUGAAUAAAUAUUUGUAUUUUA